Messenger RNA from Tupaia belangeri chinensis (Chinese tree shrew), 4944 nucleotides. It is a transcript of the gene MVB12B, whose product is annotated as multivesicular body subunit 12B. The record is from RefSeq and is a predicted model, not a curated record. NCBI's taxonomy places the organism in Eukaryota, Metazoa, Chordata, Mammalia, Scandentia, Tupaiidae. The transcript is spliced from 10 exons. Gene Ontology annotation, biological process: regulation of epidermal growth factor receptor signaling pathway; virus maturation; viral budding. Gene Ontology annotation, cellular component: late endosome; ESCRT I complex. The coding region runs from base 492 to 1364 and encodes 290 amino acids.
UCUUGAAACGGAGGUGUGAGGAAAAUUAAUCCCAUGUUACUUUUAUCUUUCUGUACUUUUCUCCCCCUUGCUUGACUUAUUGAGCUAUGGCUAGAGAAAGAAGAGCUUUGGCAUUUUAAAAUAUAAUUAGUGGUCCACGAUGGGAUGGGCUGUUGGUCCCUCUGUGCCCAGUGUAAUUUGAAGCAGACCAGGGCCAGGAAGGAAGACCAGCGGUCCCACUGAGCUCUGCCUUCUGCCAGCUGCCUGGUCUGAAGACUCUGGACCUUAGUUUUCUCUCCUGUGAAAUAGGGACAACACGAUUGGCCACCUCUCAGUGAGCAUCAGCUGAGGGGCCUGAAAAGGCUUUGUGACCACUGCAGAGCACGCAGCAAUGGCAGCAGGGGCCUCUCAGUGUGCGCUCCUCCUGUUAGGGUUUUGAGAUGGAGAGGCCGCUGGAGGAGCUGAAUCCAGCGUCGUUGCCGUAGAUCACCCCUUGCCAGAACCAAUCCACCAUGCCUGAAGUUAAAGACCUUUCAGAAGCCUUGCCAGACACGUCCAUGGAUCCCAUCACCGGAGUCGGGGUGGUGGCUUCUCGGAACCGAGCCCCGACUGGCUACGAUGUGGUUGCACAGACGGCAGAUGGUGUGGACGCUGACCUCUGGAAAGACGGCUUAUUUAAAUCCAAGGUUACCAGAUACCUGUGUUUCACAAGAUCAUUUUCCAAAGAAAAUAGUCAUUUGGGGAAUGUGUUAGUGGACAUGAAGCUCAUUGACAUCAAGGACACGCUGCCUGUUGGCUUCAUCCCGAUUCAGGAGACAGUGGACACACAGGAAGUGGCCUUUAGAAAGAAGAGGCUGUGUAUUAAGUUCAUCCCUCGGGAUUCAACUGAAGCAGCCAUUUGUGACAUUCGGAUCAUGGGCCGGACGAAGCAGGCCCCCCCUCAGUACACGUUUAUCGGGGAACUAAACAGCAUGGGGAUCUGGUAUCGAAUGGGCAGAGUACCAAGAAAUCACGACUCAUCUCAACCCACAACGCCUUCACCUUCGCAGUCAUCUGCCGCGUCCACCCCAGCCCCUAACCUUCCCAGGCACAUCUCUCUAACGCUCCCUGCCACCUUCCGAGGCAGAAACAGCACCCGGACGGACUACGAGUACCAGCACUCCAAUCUGUAUGCCAUCUCAGCAAUGGAUGGUGUGCCUUUCAUGAUUUCAGAGAAGUUUUCCUGUGUUCCAGAAAGUAUGCAGCCCUUCGAUCUCUUGGGAAUCACCAUCAAAUCUCUGGCAGAAAUUGAAAAGGAGUACGAGUACAGCUUCCGCACAGAGCAGAGCGCCGCCGCCAGGCUGCCACCCAGCCCCACCCGGUGUCAUCAGAUUCCCCAGUCCUGAGGGGCCACGGCUGUGGCCACGGGGAGGAGACCUGCCGCCCAGACUACUGACAGGGCCCGGGGCUGCGGGUUGCUCCCCGCCCCCGCCCCUCCUGCCAGCCCUCCCUCCCACACACUUAGCCCAGCCGGGCUGACAGCAAUGGACUGUCCCUUCUGUCAUCAGCUUGCCUGACGUGACACCCCAGCGCCCUGGGGGCAUCGUUUCUAAUCGUAACUAACCCGUGUGUGCCGUCGUGACCAGCAGCUCCUAACGUGUCUGCGUGAUGACCAGCCGCCCCACAGAAGCCUGACCCCUCCACGGAGUCAUCGUCCACCCUGCCCCAAGCCAGUGCCCGGGGUCAUCCUGCAGCUCCCUUCGCUCCUGACCGUCGCCCACCGUGGGAGACCCCACAAUGCCACUGUUUCCUCCAGAAGAUCCAGGGGUGGUGGCUUCGCAGAGGACCCUCCAAGACUUACAGGUGGCCCCACUAGGGCUGCUGUGGAGCCAGCCCUUCUCACCGGCCUGGCAGGACCGACGGCCCCCAGCGUCUCGCAGCAUCCCCUGGGCGAUGCUGGGGGAAGCAGAGGCGCCCCUGAGUGGACCUCACCCCUCGAGACUCCUAUGGACUCACCACCUGGUCAGCACACUGGAUGUCCCCGCCUGGGGACGAGGCCAGGAUGGCUGCUGCCCAGGACACUGUGUUCACACUCACGCCCGGCAGGGCUCAGCAUGGGCCCCGCGUGCCAACACCAGCUCCCACUGCCUCCGCUGGGCCACCCUGGGAAUAGGCAUGCCCUUGCUCUGAGAUGGCACCGGGCCUGGAGGGAUGCAGGCACCGGCUCCUCAGAACCAGGCUGGGCCUCCACACCAUCCACCCCUAGGAACAAGCGGCCACGGAAAGCCCUGGACCCAAGCCCCAGAGCUGGGCCAGAGCUUUCCCCUGUCAGAGGUGCUGGCACCCUCACGACUCCUCACGCCUGCCCUGAGUGGGCGUCACUGCCGUCCCCAGGGCUCGGGCCCCAGCCUGGGCACCACCUUGCUUUGUGCUGUCUGUCCUGGUCCCAUAGGACGUGGCUGUCAUGCCUCUGGGUCGCCGGGUGGCCUGGCGGACUAGAGGUGGUAUGGGGGGUGCAGGGAGCUGCUGCCUCCCCAAGCACACCUGUCCCUGCCGCCAUUGCUGAGGUGGCCCGCGACACCUAGGUGCCCACAGGGUCCCGGCAGCAGGAGAAAGACUGGCUGGCGUGUGGCCAGGGGGCGGGCAGGGUCACAAAUACCUCAUGUCCCCACGGCAGCACCUCCCUUUCCAGACCCCAGGCCCCUCGGUUGCCCCCAAUCUUGUCUGGAUACCUCUUGAUUUCUGUGUGUUAGGGAAGUGGCCACCUCUCCCACCUCUCCUGAGACCUAAGGACACCCCUGGUGGACCCAGCUGGGAGGCCCCUGGGGUCGGCCACGGGGCCGCUGCCCUCGGUGCUCGACAGGGAGAACCGCUGGGCUGCCUCAGAUGUCUCCGCCAUAAAGCUCCUGGUGCUUCUGGGGGUCAGGAGCCCCAUGAGAACCCGUGUCUACUGCUGCUUGUCAAGGUGGCUGGUCCCGAACCAAGUGGCCUGUGUGAUUCAAAGCCCAGCAGAGGAGUGACCCGGUGGCCGGCUGUGUGGGAGGCUGGGUGGAGCUCUGGCUCCUCCUGCCCACCGCGUUCGGGUCUGUGCACUCUGUCCUUCGCCCCCACUCCUUGCCCUCGGGCAGGCGGACCCGCAGGCCCUCCCUGGCCUCCCCAUAGCAAAAGGCAUUGCCACAGCCGCAGGUAGCACUGGACAGCUCGGGUGACAGUGUGGGCCCCUGCCAGUGAGCAGGGAGGCAGAGUGAGCAGGAGGGGUUGCUGGGAAAGGAAGAGGGGUGCCCACAGCCCCCUGAUGCCACAGCCCCCCAAGCUGGGACCCAUUCUGACACCCCUGCACAUCCUCCUGCAGGGACGAGGCAGGCCACGGGGAGGAGGGCGAGUGGGAGCCAUCCCCUCCUCCGUAGCAUUGCUGACGUAGGCUGACGCUGACUGACCCUGGUCCUAGAUGGCAGCUCGACGCGAUUAGGAGGGACAGUGUUAUGGACAGUUGGUGUCUUCUGUGGUAGAUUUUAGGCUACUCCUAACCCUCGUUUCUUACCUUCUGGGAGGUGGGUGAGGGUGAGCAAGUGUGUGGGUGACAAUAAGGGCGUGUGCACAAAGGCAAGCGCCUGCUGGGGGAGGGGGCUCGUGCAGCCCCAGCUCACCCGGGCACCUGAGCGACCUCCUCUACUGUGGGGCAGGGUGUAGCCCCUCACUAGCCCCCACCCCGUCCCGCGGGAAGGGAAGGACCAGGUUCUCUUGGAAAUGUGAAGUGCAUGCACGACCUCGUCCCGGGCACCCACCCCUAGCCCUUCCCGCUGGUGCUGCUGUCCCUGCCCAGCACCCUCACCCCUCCCGAAAAAAACUAACCAGAGCACAGGGCCCUUGCUGCCUCCCCUUUUCCUCUGAAAAUUCAGGGCAUCUCCCCAAGGGUUUCGCAAAUGGCACAAAGGUGAUGAGUGUGAUUCACUCCAAGUUCACUUGCAGACAUGUGAUUAAGCCCCCCCAGGCCAAGAACUAAUGCCAGCCACACCCUCUGCUGCCCGAGGAGAUGAGAGCCCCAGUGGAGGUAGAGAAGUAACAGGCUUGGCCGCCUGCCCUUGCUCAGUGCCCUGUGGCCGAGCCAUCGUGGGAGUUGUUGACACCUGGCGGCUGGUGGUCCCUGUGUGACCCAAAAUGGCAGUGGGAGACCAGGGGACCGAAGAGUACUCAGCACCUCCUCCGUGCCAGGCUUGAGGCCAGGCACUUGAAGCACACUUCUGUCAUUCCCCCGAAAAGCAAACCCCAGACUUGGACGUCCUUUGCUCCUUGGUGCAGACGAAGAAGCUGAACUGGCUGUCCCCAGGGGCAGGCUGGUAAGUGACAGAAGCUGAUGCCACCCCGAGCCCCUGGAACAGCGUCGUCAUAACCACAUGCCUAAGGAUGGCCUGUUUCCGGUCCUGGAAAGGACUUCUGAGCACCCCUGGGCCCCACGGGUCACCACACCACUGUGCCAUGGGUACUGAGCCCAGCUGCCUGGCCCCUUCCACCCAGAAGGGGUUCCGCAAGGCCUGUGGGGUUGCUGGCACCCCCCUUUGUGGGGGACCCUGAGCCCGUAGCUCCUCCAAGAACCAAUGGGUCUGAGGCUACGAGCAAAGGGGGUCCUUAAGGAAGCAGCCUUGUGCCAUGAGCGGUGCUCCAGGCCGGUGGCUCCUGCGCUGUCACCACAGAGCCGAUGGUCUCCACUCAGGCUGCCUGGCGCCUUCAGGCAGGCCCGGCCUUCUCCAUCCGUUCUGAACUCAGGCUCGGGGGUAGCUGUGCCUGUCAUCACCAUGAGACAGGGCUUUGUCCUCCAGCAAAGGGCCCGAGUCGCCGGGCCACCCUGUCGGCCUCAGACAGGACCUAGGAAUGACACCCUUACCACGUAUUUAUUCAAGGUGACUUGUACUUGGCAAAGGGAAGUUUCACUGUGUGAUUGUCUGUGUUCUUAAUAUAAUUUGUUAAAUAAACGUUUGUUUUAACCUC